AUGCAGGCAAACCCCUUGCUGCUGCAGGGAGACGAUGACAGCAGCAGCAACAGCGACAGCAGCAGCAGCAAAACAUCCGCCCCCCUGCUGCUGCUGCUGCUGCUGCUGCUGCAGCAGAAGCAGCAGCAGCAAACCAUACUGCUUGGCUUCACACCAAAGGCAACGCAGCAGCACUUGAUGCUCUUGCUGCUAGUCUCUCCUGGCUAUCGAAGGAUGCAGGCAAACCCCUUGCUGCUGCUGCUUGCUGCUGCUGCUGCUGCUGCUGGGGCAGGGCAGCAGCAGCAGCACCAGCAGCAGCAGCAGCAGUCCAAUGAGCUGCUGCAGGGAGACGAUGACAGCAGCAGCAACAGCGACAGCAGCAGCAGCAAAACAUCCGCCCCCCAAAUCACUCCUAUCGCCAGCGGCCUUGAUUCCAGCAGCAGCAGCAGCAGCAGCAGCAGCAUUGCUAGCACCAGCAGCAGCAGCAGCAGCAGCAGCAGCAGCAGCAGCAGCAGUAGCGGGCUAACAGCAGCAGAUUGGUCUCGUGUAUUGAGCAGCAGCAUUGCUAGCACCAGCAGCAGCAGCAGCAGCAGCAGCAGCAGUAGCGGGCUAACAGCAGCAGAUUGGUCUCGUGUAUUGAAUACACAAAAGGAGAAGGUGCAUGCACUAUCAGCAGCAGCAGCAGAAAUAACAGAGAGGCUGCUGCUGCUGCAGCAGCAGUUUCCUUGGGUCGAGGACCUCAAUUGCUGCUUCUUCUCAGGGUCACCUGCAGCAGCAGAAGGGGGCUUAGCCAGGCAGCUGCAGCGGCGGCUGCUGCAGCUGGGGGUGCUGCAGGACCCAACGGACCCUCCUGCUGCUGCUCCUGCUGCUGCUGCUGCUGCUGCUGCUGCUCCUGGUGGUAGCGGUGGUAGUCAAGGUUUAGCAGCAGCAGCAAGCAGCAGCAGCAGCAGCAGCAGCAGCAAUGCUGCAAUGGCCAAUCCGCAUAUACAAGGAAUACACCCGUCUGCAACAACAGCAGCAGCAGCAGCAGCAGCUGCUGCUGCUGCUGCUGCCAAUGGUCGCCAGGGGAGUCAUGCUAGCAGCAGGAAGCCCGCCGCCGCCGCAGCAGCAGCAGCAGCAGCAGCAGCAGGAGGGAGCUCCUCAAGGAGCUCACGGAGGCCUCCGCCAGGCAGCAGAAACACGAGCACUGCAGCAGCAGCAGCAGCAGCAGCUGCUGCUGCUGCUGCUGCUGCUGCUGCUGCUUCGCCUGCUGCUUCAUUUGCUGCGGGGAGGAACGACCCCAGGCAGCUGCAGCCCGUCUCUGCUGCUCAAGUGGAAGACAGCCAGCAGCAGCAGCAGCAGCAGCAGCAGCAGCAGCAGCAACAGCAGCUGCAGCAGCAGCAGCAACAUGGCUUGCUGCUGCAAGGAGGAUCUCCCUCUAGCCACAUAAGCUUCACUGCUGCUGCUGCUGCUGCUGCUGCUGCUGCUGGUGCACGUCCGUCUGCUGCUGCUCCUCCUGGUUUGCAGCAGCAGCAGCAGCAGCAGCACAAUGGUCCGCAGCAGCAGCAGCAGCAGCUGCAGUUGCUGCACCUGCAGCAGCAGCUUACAGCGCAGCCGUCGGCUCCUGGCCUGCAGCAGCAACAGCCGCAGCAGCAGCAGCAACCACAGCAGCAGCAGCUGCUGCUCAACCCGAAAGGAGCAGCAGCAGGUGCUGCUGCAGCAGCAGAACCACAGCAGCAGCAGCAGCAGCAGCACAAUGGUCCGCAGCAGCAGCAGCUGCAGUUGCUGCACCUGCAGCAGCAGCUUACAGCGCAGCCGUCGGCACCUGGCCUGCAGCAGCAACAGCCGCAGCAGCAACAGCAACCACAGCAACAGCAGCUGCUGCUCAACCCGAAGGGAGCAGCAGCAGGUGCUGCUGCAGCAGCAGAACCACAGCAGCCGCUGCAGCAGCAGCAGCAGCUGCCGCAGCAGCAGCUGCAGCAACCGCAAUUGCAGCAGCAGCAACUGCAGCAGGAGGCUGUCUUUGGGCGAGUGCAUGUGGGGCUUCCUUUCACUGAUGAGCAGCAGCAGCAGCAGCAGCAGCAGCAGCAGCAGCUUCUGCUGCAGCAGCAACAAUUUCAGCAGCAGCAGCAGCAGCAUCACCACCAUCACCUGCAGCAGCAGCAGCGAAUCCCCCAGCAGCAGCAGAUAGUGAUACCGUAUUCUGUGCCGCCGCAGCAGCAGCAGCAACAGCAGCAGCCGCAGCAGCAGCAGCAGCAGCAGGAUCUGCUGCUACUGCCACAUGUCCAGCAGCAGCAAAUUCCCCUGCAGCAGCAGCCGCAGCAGCAGCAGCAGCAACCAUGCCUCAUGCCUUCUGCUGCAGCAGCAACAAUUUCAGCAGCAGCAGCAGCAGCAGCAUCACCACCACCACCUGCAGCAGCAGCAGCGCAUCCCGCAGCAGCAGCAGAUAAUGAUACCGUAUUCUGUGCCGCCGCCGCAGCAGCAGCAACAGCAGCAGCCGCAGCAGCAGCAGCAGCAGCAGGAUCUGUUGCUACUGCCACACGUCCAGCAGCAGCAAAUUCCCCUGCAGCAGCAGCCGCAGCAGCAGCAGCAGCAACCAUGCCUCAUGCCGCAGCCGCAGCAGCAGCAGCAGCAGCAGCAGCUGCAAGACCCGCGCUACAGAGUGCCCGUACCACAACCGCCGCCGCCGCCGCAGCAGCAGCAGCAGCUCUUGCUGCAGCAGCAGGGGGGCAUGGUUUGUCUGCAGCAGCCACCGCAGCAGCAGCAGCAGCAGCAGCAGCAGCAGCAGCAGAGCUGCAAGACCCGCGCUACAGAGUGCCCGUACCACAGCCGCAGCCGCCGCCGCAGCAGCAGCAGCAGCUCUUGCUGCAGCAGCAGGGGGGCAUGGUGUGUCUGCAGCAGCCACCGCAGCAGCCGCAGCAGCAGCAGCAGCAGCAGCAGCAGCAGCAACAUCUGCUUGAACAGCCGCUGCAGCAGCCUUAUAUUAUUGGGGGGGGCCCCGUACCCCCUGUGGGGCCGCCUCACCCUUCACAGCAGCAGCAGCAGCAGCAGCAGCAGCUGAUGCUUCUGCUGCCAGGGCAGCAACAGGACCCAGCAGCAGCAGCAGCAGCAGCAGCAGCAGCAGCGGCAGCAGCAGCAGCAGAAGCGAAGGCUGGCUCGAGUGCAGCAGGAGGUGCAGCAGCAGCAGCAGCAGCAGCAGGUGCAGCAGCAGCAGCAGCACCUGCUGCUGCUGUUGCUGCUGCAUUUGAAUCUGCUUCCAGCAGCAGCAGCAAAAAUGGCAACAGAGGGGAGAAACUGCGGCUGUUGCAGCUGCUGACUGCAGCAGCAGCAGCAGCAGCAGCAACUGCUGCUGCUGUUGGCAGCAGCAGCAGCAGCAGGUGA
Eimeria mitis is the source of this 3339-nucleotide messenger RNA. RefSeq lists its product as uncharacterized. Lineage: Eukaryota; Apicomplexa; Conoidasida; Eucoccidiorida; Eimeriidae. Gene Ontology annotation, cellular component: plasma membrane. Gene Ontology annotation, biological process: negative regulation of bacterial-type flagellum-dependent cell motility; cell adhesion involved in single-species biofilm formation. The coding region runs from base 1 to 3339 and encodes 1112 amino acids. Gene Ontology annotation, molecular function: diguanylate cyclase activity. The record is from RefSeq and is a predicted model, not a curated record. The transcript has 11 exons.